AUGUGUAAACAAUUUGAGGAAGGGUUAAAAGAAGAUAUAAAGGUUCUUGUCGGGAUUCUUGAGCUGAAGGAAUUUGUUGUGCUUGUUGAUCGAGCUCAUAAAGCAGAGGAGCUUAACAAAGAAAAGAGGAAGGCUGAUUUUGAAUUUAGAGAGUUCAAAGACGCAAGCUACUCUGUAGUAAAUGUAGGCAGCGUUAAAGAUAAUAAGCCUGAUUGUCAACGGUAUGGACGACGACCUUUUGGUGAGUGCAAGGAUAAAGGCGGGGCACGUUUCAAAUGUGGUUCAUAUAAGCUUUUUAUUCAUGAUUGCUCAGAAUUAUCUGAGAAAGUAAAAGUUCAAAAUGUCCGACCCAGCAACACUGCCGUGAGGGGUAGACCACCUCGUAAUCUUAGAGAUGUGAGUAAUAGUCGUAGUGGAACAAAAGACUCUGCUGUGAGAUCCGAAGCACGAGCACCAGCUAGGCCUUAUGCUAUUCGUGCACGAGAGGAAGCUUCUACACCGGAUGUUAUUACUAGUACUUUUUCUAUCUUUGGCACUAAUGUUACUACUUUGAUUGAUCCGGGAUCAACCCAUUCAUAUGUAUGCAUGAACCUAGUGUCAAGUAAGAAUUUACCUGUUAAGUCUACUGAAUUCAUGGUUAAAGUGUCGAACCCCUUAGGUCAGUUUGUGUUAAUUGAUAAGUUUUGCAAGAACUGUCCUUUGAUGACUCGGGGUUACAAUUUUCUAGCUGAUUUGAUGCUAUUUCCUUUUGAUGAGUUUGAUAAUGGUGAGACGCUUCAGAUUGAAUCAGAUAGUUUAAGUGGGUUGCCUAUUGUUAUUUCGGCUAUGUCAGCACAGAGAUAUGUGAGAAAAGGUUGCGACACUUACCUUGCAUAUGUAAUGGGUUCAAAAGUGUCUAAGUUGAAAAUUGGAUCAGUGCAUGUGGUUUUUGAGUAUUCUGAUGUGUUUCCAAAGGAAUUACUCGGGUUACCAGCAAUCAAAGAGGUUGAGUUUGCUAUUAAAUUAGUACCGAGAACAUCACCGAUAUUAAUAGCACAUUACAAAAUGACUGCUACUGAGUUGAAAGAGUUGAAAGCACAGUUGCAAGAAUUGAUAGAUAGGGGUGUUGCUUGA
Gossypium raimondii (Peruvian cotton) is the source of this 1113-nucleotide messenger RNA. RefSeq lists its product as uncharacterized. The record is from RefSeq and is a predicted model, not a curated record. The transcript has 3 exons. NCBI's taxonomy places the organism in Eukaryota, Viridiplantae, Streptophyta, Magnoliopsida, Malvales, Malvaceae. The coding region runs from base 1 to 1113 and encodes 370 amino acids.